Messenger RNA from Diaporthe batatas, 2020 nucleotides. RefSeq lists its product as uncharacterized. Gene Ontology annotation, biological process: endoplasmic reticulum calcium ion homeostasis. Lineage: Eukaryota; Fungi; Ascomycota; Sordariomycetes; Diaporthales; Diaporthaceae. Gene Ontology annotation, cellular component: endoplasmic reticulum. Gene Ontology annotation, molecular function: calcium ion binding. The coding region runs from base 120 to 1460 and encodes 446 amino acids. The transcript is spliced from 3 exons. The record is from RefSeq and is a predicted model, not a curated record.
GCCAAGCCGAGCUUCAAUGUCCUCUCUGGAAGCUCGUAGGAUUUUCCAAACCACGUCGCCUCUUCACCCCGACGACCCCAUCUCGCAGACAUUGCUUCCUGGUCGCGAGACAACCCACCAUGGCCAACCUUCUCAAGGACCUCCUCGGGGGAGGCAGCAAGUCUUCAGCUUCGCCAAUCCCCUCGGCUGACUCAGACUUCGCCGACUUUGCUGAGGCUGCAGACCCCUCGCCCGCCUUCACCACGCCGCUGGGCGGUGCGAGCCUGGCAGGGGGCGCCGCUGCUGCUGCCCCGACCACCCCUCCCUACACGAAAUGGUACCGCCUCGAUGAGCGCUACACCCUGGCCGACUUCCGCGCCGAGGGCAUCAUCCUCGCCUGCAUCGUCUUCAUCUUCACCCUGCAUGUCGUCGGCUCGCGCUUGAACCGCAGCAAGGCCAGGAAGUGGAUGAAGGCGCACUCCAAGACCCUGGCCUCCGAGUUCGCCCUUGUCGGCUUCGGCCACGCCCCGACCAGCGGCGGCGAUGGCGAGACCGACCUCCUCCUUGCCGACCUUGCCGAGCCUGAGAAGGCCCUCAAGGAGAAGUCGCUGUUCGAGUUCGCCACGUACGCCACGGGCCGCCAGAACAUCGCCUUUAUGGACGCGAAGCUCAGCCUCGUCCGCCGGUUCAACCCGCUCAUGACGGUCGCCGAGUGGGGCCUGGGCCUCUUCCUCGACAGCUUCCCGGCCCCCCAGGAUACCGUGGAGGCGGCCAUCUACCCAUUCGACGGCAAGGAGGCCCUGACAGUGCCAGGUGUCCCCGGCGCCGCCGAGCUGAGGACCCAGAACACCAAGAGCACCUAUGACGGGUUCGUCUGGGCUGUGGUCAACAAGGAGCGCAUGAAGCAGGUCCGGGAUGAGCGCUUCGAUGUCUCCCUGACCUUCACCAAGGACAACGCCAAGCUGCCCAUCUGGUCGACUGUGAUGAGCGAGAGCGCCGAGAUCACAAAGGUCCUGCUUACCAACGAGCUUGCCAAGGCCGUCGAGUCAGCUGGUGACCUUUUCGAGUACCUCAUUGUGUCCGACCAGCCUGUCGAUAAGCCCAAGACCCUCGACGAGACCCAGCCCCGCAAGCGCAUCUUCCUCAAGUACCGCCUGCCCUCGGACAACAACUACGAGCCCCUGCUGCCCAUCUUCCAGUACUUUGUGCGCAUCACGGACCAGCUCGUCAAGGAGGCGCACUUCCGGCCCGAGGUGCUCAAGAAGGUCAAGAGCGUGCGCGAGGACGUGGCCCGGCAGAUCCAGAAGGCGGACCUGGAGGAGAAGAGCGAGGAGCGCAACUUUGAGCGCGAGAAGGCCAGGAAGGCCAAGCGCGACCAGGAGCUGUCGCAGCUCGACGCCAAGGGCCAGAAGAAGUACCUCGAGAGGGAGCGCGAGAAGGAGCUGCGGAAGCAGCAGAAGAAGAUGACGUCGCGGGGCUAGGUCGCCCAUGUGGACGGGCACCGACCGCUGUACGAUUUGUGGGUGGCACGGGUCAGAAGUCUCCUGGCCUGUGGGUUGUGGACUUGCCCCCAAAAGUUGAGAACGGAUAUUCGCACAGGAAAAAACGGCUGGUACACAGGUACAAAUGCCCCCCUAGGCUGCAGCCAAUCAGAGGGCUUCGUUCCACCCCCCCGACUAUACGCACCACCUACAUGUGCUUUUUACACCACCCACGCAACCUACCAAUUCUCCUUCACCCACCCACUCCCUCCCCGUACGAGGGCUCGUAGUACCGCAGGUUGACCUCACUAUAAAGGACCUCAUUGGCGACGAGAAGGAGACCCAGGAGGAGAUUCAGGUGCUUAGGGACUCGCCAGAGCGCCCUGGGCGACGAGGAGGAAAGAAGUAGCAAACCACCAGACCAGAAGCGACAAUAGGAGGAUUACAGAUUAGAAAUCGAGGGCUGAUAAGGAUAUGCGUAGUUAAUGAGUGUAAAUUUGUGUUUUGUAUGGUGAGUGGGUGGUGUAAAUUAAGGUCGGCGCACCGGGGGGCAUUUGUAC